AUAAAAAGUAAUGAAAACAUCAAUUGAACUUACAAUGACAGCGGUAUAAUUUGUUUUCAAUCUUUCAACUUUGAACUGGAAUUUAUCUAGUCUUUCUUUCCUGCAUAGUAAUUUUCUCCAGCUUUGAGAUACAUACGAUAUAUUCCGCCAUCCGUUUGCGCCCCCCCCAUAAAUCUCGAUGCGCCGUUGACAAUCUCGCGUCGUUAUUAAAAGAAAUCGACAAAAGAUAUUGGACAUAUACGAAUUCACAUCUGAGUUCUUUCGAAUGAGCUGAGUCGCAGAUUUUAAACGGCCAAUAGAUUGAGAUUGCGCCUCAUCAACAUCUUGGAGCUAUCUACAUUGCAUCAACUCCAUACACGCCAAUUUGGAUCUACCUAAUACCUCGGACCUCAAGAUCUCGAAUCGAAGAAAUUAAAUGGCAAAGAUGAGUGAUUUGGAUAGGUACAGCUUCUGCGACUUCUAUGAGAAGGUUCCAAUCUGACUUGACUCAGAGCCAUAUCGCAAUUGCGAGCUUGUCGACCAAUCCCAGAAGCAGAGGUUCGAGAAUUAUGUCAUAAAGCGAGGGAAUUGUUGAUAGAGGAAGGGAAUGUGGUCACAGUAACAGCGCCAGUUACGGUACGGUGUCAUGAAUUUGCGCAAUGAUGGAUCGAUGUUGACGGAUUUGCAGAUAUGUGGUGAUAUUCAUGGUCAAUUUCAUGAUCUUAUGGAACUAUUCAGAGUAGGUGGUGAUGUACCUGAUACGAAUUAUUUAUUUAUGGGUAAGGUUUCAAGGCAGUGUCAAUGGCAGAUGUAAUACUAACUUGCAUAGGCGAUUUUGUUGAUCGAGGUUUCUACUCAUUGGAAUCUUUCCUUCUCCUCUUAUGCCUCAAAGUACGAUACCCAGAUCGAAUGACCUUGAUUCGAGGUAAUCACGAAUCUAGACAAAUUACCACAGUUUACGGAUUUUAUGACGAAUGUUUACGAAAGUAUGGAAGCGCAAAUGUAUGGAGAUACUGUUGCGAAGUGUUUGAUUAUCUUGCUCUUGGUGCAAUUGUACUCGGGGCAUCAAGCAGUCUACAACCUACAUCUAUGCCAAACGGUGAACACAGCGCCAGUUCGACACAGGAAUUCAAUGAUGAGGAUGUUGAAAUUGAGAUUUUAAAUGUAGAUGGAAGUAUCAUGAACAAAUUUCUACGAAAUAGGGACAGGAUUGGCAAAAGAGAGCCAUCCUUAGAUUCAGAAAUGAGUUCAUCGGACAAAGGUUCCCCUAGUCCUCAAAGCAAAUUCCCGAGCAGCACGGGACCUCCUGGUUCUGGAGCUUCAGGUUACAGCGGAGGUAGUUCUGGUAAUCUCUCGGGCGCAGUAUUCUGUGUUCAUGGAGGUCUCUCCCCUCUAAUCCAAGCCGUUGAUAAAAUCCGCCUUCUCGACCGCAAACAAGAAGUCCCCCACGAAGGCGCCAUGUGUGAUCUCCUCUGGUCCGACCCAGACGAAAUAGACGGAUGGGGACUCUCACCUCGCGGCGCAGGCUUCCUCUUUGGAGCCGACAUAGUCAAAAUGUUCAACCACACAAACGACCUCUCGAUGAUCGCUCGCGCCCAUCAAUUAGUAAUGGAAGGCUUCAAAGAAACAUUCGACCACAGCAUCGUAACCGUCUGGUCCGCGCCAAACUACUGCUACAGAUGCGGAAACGUAGCAGCAAUCAUGGAAUUAGGAGAAGACGGCACGGGAACAGGAAUACUGGCAAGAAGUAAUGGAGAAGUAAGUAGAGGCAAUGGAGCCAACGCACCGCUACUAGAAGAUAAAAUCCCAUUGAGUGGUCCGGCGAGGAGAUAUCGGGUUUUCCACGCGGCGCCCCAGGAUUCACGGGGUAUGCCGGCGAAGAAACCAGUAGCGGAUUAUUUUUUGUGAUGAGAUUCUUUUGCGGCAUGUCGGUCUGUCGGUCUGUGUUGAAGUUGAAGAUUCCAUGAUAUAUAUCAUAAUAUCACGAUAUCAAUGAUUAUCAUGCAGGACUUCUCAUAUGAGGACCUCGGAGAUGGAUGGAUGUUAGUUAUAUUGUAGAAAGGGUUUCACACACUUACUUACCUUACCUGUUCAUCUUAUGGAUAUCGAGAUCUGUAUGUAUUUAUUUAUGUAUGUACCUAUCUAUGUAUGAAAGAAAGGAA
Sclerotinia trifoliorum is the source of this 2141-nucleotide messenger RNA. The record is from the annotation of a GenBank genome assembly. Lineage: Eukaryota; Fungi; Ascomycota; Leotiomycetes; Helotiales; Sclerotiniaceae.